GGGAGAUUUGAUUCACUUUUCCAAGGGAACUUGUUUAUUGGAAAACGAGGCAAGUUUGGGUCCUAAAAUCUAAGGUUAGAUUCUUUGAUUCCUCCAACCCUACAAAGAACAAAAAGGAUCUGCCAAUCACACUACAGCCUGCUCGAAAAAGAAAAUAGGAAAACUGCAAAAGAGAGUAAAAUUGAAAGAGGGAAAGAAAGACCGGCCCGUUUGGGUUUCCCAUUCAGUCACCAAAAAGAAAUAUCCAUUAUUACAAAUUCCCAUCGACAUAUUUAUUUUUCUUCAAAGCUUCUCAGAGUGUUAGGAAAGUUGCUCCCAUUAUUCAUUAUGGUGGGGGCUGCCUAACUCAGCAGGGAAUCAAUCAGAGAGAGUGAGAGAGAUGGAGGGGGGAGGUGGGAAAACAGGAAGAAAACAAAUCAUACACUUUUCUUCUUUCUCUCCUUUUGAGAGCCUCAAAUUGAAGUGGGUUGCUUUCUCUGUUUUUGCUGCAUAAGAGAUUCUCUCCCUCUCCCCUUUCAAGUCAAAGAAGAAAGAAGAAAUUUUUUUUUUUUUGAAAAAAGAAAAGAUAGUAUGAAAUGGGAGGUGGGAGAAAGGAAGAGCCACAGCUCAUAGCAUAUAUUCCCUUCCAAAAUAACCCCACUUAUGUUUCCUGAUAUGGAGUGAGAACAUAGGACAGCCCAACAACUCCAAAAUUAUAUAGCUGCCACAUUUUCAAGCAUAGCUGAAAAGGAUCAUAACUCAUAUUUAUGUUUCAGUCUUCUACUUGUCUAUCAUCCACAAAACAGAAAUGGGUCUGCGCCAUCAAAAUAUGAACUUGGUUUUGUCCACUGAUGGAAAGCCUAGGCUAAAAUGGACUCAAGAACUUCAUCAAAGGUUUGUUGAAGCAGUCAAUCAACUUGGAGGUGCAGAUAGGGCAACACCGAAGAGUCUGAUGAGGGUGAUGGAGAUUCCUGGACUUACUUUAUACCACCUGAAGAGCCAUUUACAGAAAUACAGGCUAGGGAAGAGUCAACAGUCCCUAAUCAGCAUUGAAAACAACCAAGAAGUUCUCUUUGUUGCCGAUGCCAAGGAGAUUCAAAGUAGUGAUGAUCAUUUCCAAGAGUCUGCAUUCAUUCAAAGUAGCGGGGGAAUCUGCAGUGAUGGAAACCAACAUCCAAUUAAUGGAAGCUUUCAGAUUGCUCAGGCUCUCCAAAUGCAAAUGGAAGUGAAGAGGAAACUUCAUGAACAGAUUGAGGUACAGAGACAUUUGCAGCUGAGAAUUGAAGCGCAAGGGAAAUACUUACAGUCAGUAUUGAAGAAAGCACAGGAAACACUGGCUGGAUAUAAUUCUUAUUCUAUGGGUGUAGAACUUGCAAAAGCUGAGCUCUCUCGAUUAGUCUCAAUGGCUAAUAGUGGAUGUCCAAGUUCUUCAAUAUCUGAUUUGACAGAAACAGGAGGUUCAAGCUUAAGAGACAUGGAGAGGACACAAACGAGGAGUGCAGUUUGUUCAAUGGAAAGCUCCUUGACAUCAUCUGAGAGUUCUGGGAGAAAGGAAGAUAUGCAACAAAAGAAUGAGAUUCAUGACACCGAGAAGUCCAAUACAGCCUCUGUUGAGCUUUCUUUAAUGGAUAUUCACCCGCAAGACAACCCAUUGAAUACUUGUUCAAGCAAUCAAGGGAAGAAGAGAAGUGGUCGUAUCAUUUCUGAUGGUGUUUCUGUGGAGCAGCCACUGGCUAGUAGAUUGAAAAAUGGUGAUCAGUUGAGUCUGGGGAUGUUUGAUUUGAAUAGCUAAUAUCAACACGACAUUGAAUCAGGUUCGGAAUCAAUAGACUUAAACUGUUAGGGAACUGAACAACUCAACUGGGUACCUUUGGAGUUUGAGGAUACUUGAAGGGUUCUACUGAUAUAGUCUAUGCAGGAAAGUUACCUGAUAGAGUUAAUCCUUGUUUAUAAACUAUGUAUAUUGGUAUAUGUAUAUACCCCAAGAAACUUCUGAAACUAUAUCCAUAUCAAAAGAUGGUGUUAUAUAUAUUGUGCGUGUAAGUUCAUCUCUUGGAAGUUUUUCCAAGACAGUCUCUCUAUGUAUUUUUAGGUUUUAACAAUUAGGGCAUCCCUAGCUAUAUUUGGAGUUCUAAGAUUAAGUUCUUUCUUGAUUUGUUUCUAGGAAAACCUUCUACAUUUGGAGGUUUGUGAUCCUCUUUAAAUUUGAACUCAAAAUGAUAGUGUGGGAGUGAAUCCAAUUACCAACUUCAGCUAAAUUCUUACACAGAAACUUGGCAGUUCACUUAAUGGAUAUCACGGGGCUGAAUUCAACAUCUAUGACUUAUAACUCCAAUUUUAGUAAAAAUCCAUCAAAAGAUUUGGCCCAAAUCCAAAACUUUUCAGUCAGUUUUGACUGAACCACGCUACUUUAGAAUCGCUCCAGGAUUACUUAGGACUUCCACUAACUAAAAUUGACAUCAUCUGAGAGUUCUGGGAGAAAGGAAGAUAUGCAACAAAAGAAUGAGAUUCAUGACACCGAGAAGUCCAAUACAGCCUCUGUUGAGCUUUCUUUAAUGGAUAUUCACCCGCAAGACAACCCAUUGAAUACUUGUUCAAGCAAUCAAGGGAAGAAGAGAAGUGGUCGUAUCAUUUCUGAUGGUGUUUCUGUGGAGCAGCCACUGGCUAGUAGAUUGAAAAAUGGUGAUCAGUUGAGUCUGGGGAUGUUUGAUUUGAAUAGCUAAUAUCAACACGACAUUGAAUCAGGUUCGGAAUCAAUAGACUUAAACUGUUAGGGAACUGAACAACUCAACUGGGUACCUUUGGAGUUUGAGGAUACUUGAAGGGUUCUACUGAUAUAGUCUAUGCAGGAAAGUUACCUGAUAGAGUUAAUCCUUGUUUAUAAACUAUGUAUAUUGGUAUAUGUAUAUACCCCAAGAAACUUCUGAAACUAUAUCCAUAUCAAAAGAUGGUGUUAUAUAUAUUGUGCGUGUAAGUUCAUCUCUUGGAAGUUUUUCCAAGACAGUCUCUCUAUGUAUUUUUAGGUUUUAACAAUUAGGGCAUCCCUAGCUAUAUUUGGAGUUCUAAGAUUAA
Messenger RNA from Populus trichocarpa (black cottonwood), 3051 nucleotides. Its product is annotated as myb family transcription factor PHL8-like. Bases 788 to 1771 code for a protein of 327 amino acids. The transcript has 6 exons. NCBI's taxonomy places the organism in Eukaryota, Viridiplantae, Streptophyta, Magnoliopsida, Malpighiales, Salicaceae. The record is from RefSeq and is a predicted model, not a curated record. Gene Ontology annotation, molecular function: DNA-binding transcription factor activity; DNA binding.